AAAUGGCGGAAGGUGGUGAUGAUGAAGCCGCUUGUCAGUCGCUACCUGAGGCUGGAGGAUACGAUUAUACAUACGUUGAGGAGCCUCCAAAGGACCUAACGUGUCCAAUCUGUUUCCUGCCUUGUCGACAGCCACAGAUAAUCGAUUGCUGUGGAGCUAAAUUCUGUUUAUCCUGUAUUGACAGAGAAAAACAUGCUGGAAGGCCCUGUCCUAUAUGCAGGGUAGAAGAGUUUAAAAUGUUAAUAGACAAAGACCACUUGAGGAAGAUAUUGUCACUCAAAGUGCACUGCACUCAAAGGGAGGAGGGCUGUCAAUGGAUUGGUGAGCUACGUCAUAUUAAAGAUCGACACCUAAAGAAGGAGUGUCAAUACGUCCUUGAGGAAUGUAAAUGGGACUGUGGCCGGAAAUAUGCACGUAAAGAUAUAAGGUUUCAUGAACAGGAUGAGUGUGACCAUCGACCGCUGGAACUUGUCCUGUUGAAAAAAGUUGAAGCGCUUGAGAGACAAUGUGAGGCACAACAUAAGGACAUCACCCGUCAGAGAGAAUCACUUGAAGAAAAGGAUCGAAUCAUUAAAGAAAUGAAAGAGAAGAUGGAUGAGGACAGGGAAAAAAUGGAAACAAAGAUGGCCAACGGUAUAAAAGAAUUGGAGACAAAAAUUGCUGAUAAUGCAAAAGAAUUAGGGAAAGAAAUUGCUGCAAAUCGGGAAAAAAAUGGAGACAGUGAUAACAGAUUUAUAGAGAGUCAUAAAGAAAUGACAGAAAGAGUAGACGAAAUGGAGCAAAACAUGAAGCGUAACGAAAAUCAAAUUGCAGCUGUUAAGAAAGAUGGAAAGGAAGGUUUAGAGAAUGUACAUAAAAGAAUGGAAGAAGAGAAGGAAGAGUCCAAAAGAGAACUAGUCGAAGCUAAGCAGGAGGUAGUUAAAGAUUUAAAUGUAAGGAUAGACGAAUCAAAAAAGCAAGUCACUUUUGAGAAUGAGAAGAAGUUUAAAGCUGACCUGAAGCAGCUGGAGAAUAAUAUCAAUAAUAAGAUAAAACAAUUGGAAGAAAAGAUAACAAAAAUGGAUAAGGAAUUAAAAGAUACUUCUGCAGCUGUGAAAGUAGCUGGAGAUUUGGCUGCACGAGUUCAGACGGUACAAGACGGACUGAAGAAGAUGGACACUAGGAUUCAAAGAGAAGCCACUGAUAGAAUUAAUAAUAUUGACAAACAAUUUGGUAAGCUAAAGUACUCAAAAGUCAACUAA
Messenger RNA from Amphimedon queenslandica, 1241 nucleotides. RefSeq names its product tripartite motif-containing protein 5-like. The coding region runs from base 3 to 1241 and encodes 412 amino acids. The transcript has a single exon. Lineage: Eukaryota; Metazoa; Porifera; Demospongiae; Haplosclerida; Niphatidae. The record is from RefSeq and is a predicted model, not a curated record. Gene Ontology annotation, cellular component: plasma membrane signaling receptor complex. Gene Ontology annotation, biological process: regulation of canonical NF-kappaB signal transduction.